Messenger RNA from Trypanosoma rangeli, 693 nucleotides. RefSeq lists its product as uncharacterized. The coding region runs from base 1 to 693 and encodes 230 amino acids. Lineage: Eukaryota; Euglenozoa; Kinetoplastea; Trypanosomatida; Trypanosomatidae. The transcript has a single exon. The record is from RefSeq and is a predicted model, not a curated record.
AUGGAAAAGGGGGAGAUCUUAUGGUCAGAGUGUCUCUUUGUGUUUGGCGUUGCUGCGGCUGGUGGCACUUCCUUGAUCUUGACGGGAGACAUGGAGUGGAAUAAGACGGCAAGCACCGUGUGGAAUGCUAUGGUUUCCAAGGGGGGUGAAAAGGUGACGGUGUGGGCCGUAGGAUUCAGCGCACUCUCUCGUGCGUUGUUGGUGGCCAGUCAUCGCCCCACAAUUGCAAACUUGCUGGUCGAACCCCAACCCAUUUCGCCCCGGUCGGACAUUGUUGUACUCUCGUUAUCGACACUUUUGGUGAAGAGCUAUGAGAAACUGAAGGGUGCUUCUCCACUGACACCAAUACAAGCUGCCUGGUUGCUCAUUGCUAUGCAGGAGGGCAGUAUGUCACUGCAUGAUCCUUCGGAAACAAGGAUGACAUGGUUGAGUUGUUUUCUUCCCUUUUCACAAAGGGCGACCAGAGUUCCACUGAAGGCGGCAGCAAAUGCCUUUCUCUUUAUCGAUUCAGUAACAAGGGCAGGCGAGGUUAAGGUGUGCUGUUCAGCUCUCAAGACUAUUCCUGCCGAAACACAGGUGCGAUUGCAUCUGGGAACUUCGUUUGACGCCGCCGUGUGUGUGGAGGACGGCUUGAAACUUCAAUGGGAGAAUUAUUGCCGUAGUACAGAAUGCUUAGUGCUCGGUGUUUUAUAA